AUGGCUGCGCAAUUGUAUAGGGGUUAUUUACGUGUGUGCGAAAAAUGGGGAGUUGAUUCAUCUAAAAAAGGACGGGAUCUCGGUGAAUUUAUACGCACACAAGUUGCGAAAGAAUUUGCACAAGGAGAAGCUACAAGUAUAUCACAAUUUAAAGACUGUGAAAAGAAACUGGAAAGUCUGAAUCGACUGGUGAGUAAUCAUUACAAGAAUCAGUACCAAUUCAAGAAAUCAACUGCAGCUAGCCGCUUAACAUACGAAGAGUGCAAACAGAUAUUAUCUACAGAAGGAUUAAAAAACCUCAACGAACAAAAAUUAGGAUUCAUCGAGAAAGUAAAAUUGAAGCUUCUGAAUUAA
This is a messenger RNA of Stegodyphus dumicola, 354 nucleotides long. Its product is annotated as ubiquinol-cytochrome c reductase complex assembly factor 2. The record is from RefSeq and is a predicted model, not a curated record. Gene Ontology annotation, biological process: mitochondrial respiratory chain complex III assembly. Gene Ontology annotation, cellular component: mitochondrial matrix. Lineage: Eukaryota; Metazoa; Arthropoda; Arachnida; Araneae; Eresidae.